GUAAUUUUUUUCGUAAGCUUCAGUUUUUCUUUGUCUAUGGCGCACUACGAUGUGUCCGCCGCGACAGCCUCUUUUUGUUCAAUUUGAUCGGUGUAAUAUUGUUCAAAUAAUUGUUAAUUUGUGAUAUUAUUAAUAAAUAAACUCCGGGCAAUCUUUUGAGUGUAAAUUUGUUGCAUAAUUAUACCUAGAACAAUAGAUAUUUUUAAAUUAAAAUUACGACAAAAUGACGCCAUCACAAAUUGACAUGUUGGUAUAAUAAAGUCGUUCUGUGAACUAUUUUUGCAUUUAACAUUCUCAAAUUAAUUAAACAAACAAUUAUUGAUAAUAUUUAACAUGAUUAUAAACAAAUUAAAGUGUAAAUUAAUGCAUCUUGUCAAGCUUGGCAACCUAACCUCUAAAAUUUUUGGACAAUAAUUAUUUAUUUUAAUUUGUUGAAAAAAAAAAGAUUUCAACAAUGACAAAUAAUGAGACAAUAAAUUCAAUCAUCAUUGGAGCAAUAAAAAAAAAAAUGCUAAACAUUGGUGUGAUUCAAGAAACAAAAAGUGAGUGACUUGAAUCCAAUAUGCUGAGAGACAACAACAACAAAUGGUGGUGUUAGAUGACGAUUAAACAUGCCAGUGUAAUUGUGUAUUGACAAUAAGUUGAACACGUAGUUUAAAUUAAUAUUUUUGUCUGUUGUUGAAAAUUGAUAUUGAGUGUGUAAGUUGAAUUGAUAAGAUUUUUAAUUAGUGUUAAAGUCAGUGUUAGAUUCAAUCUUAGAGUCAGUGAUAAAGUGAGUGAUCGUGUUAGUGGUACCUGUUAACAUCAAGACCCAGGAAAAUAAUCUCAAUGAUGACCAUCUCAUGAUGUUGGAGUCCAAGUCAAAAUGAAUUUCAAUGAGACAAGUCAAUGGCAUCAAUUGAGAAUUUCUAUUAUCAACUGCUGAGAGGAUGAUUCAAAUUUCAAUAGGACAAGAUGAUGGCAUUAAUCGAGAAUCUUCAUCAUCAACUGCAAAAGAAAAAUGUUAAAGUGGACAGUAUCAAGAUCAUUGUCAAAUACAAGUUCAACACCACAUGCACCACCCACAUCUGGUAGACCAACACGCAAACCAUUUAGAGAUCUAUCAAAUACACCACCAACUGGUGGUAGUAUUUGUAGUAGUAAUAGUAGUAGUUGUAGUAAUACAAGGCCGAGGGUGAUUAUUAAAACAAAUAAUAAUAUUCAUGAUAGUAAUACAACAUUAAAAGCAACACCUGUUCGUAGAAGACGAUGUAAAAGUCAUGGAAGUGAUUUACGUUCAUAUUUUAAUGCAACAAAGCCAAAUUUACGAAAUGGAAAACGUCAAUCAAUAACAAAUGUAACAACAGAAUCACCCAAGACAGAAAGUUUUUACCAAAGUACACCAAGAGUUGACACUGAUAUUGGUCCAUUAACAUAUAUACCUCAAACAAUAAUUAAAAAUUCAGCAACUGGCUCAACAUUACCAUCAGAUCCUACAAUAUUAUCAAUAAAUUAUCAUAAAAAAUUUCAUUCAAAUAAUAAUAUUAAUAGUCAUAAUAAUAAUAAUGAUAUACCACAAAAUAUUAUUAAUGAAACACGUAUUAAUUUACAAUCACAUGUAUCAGAUUUUUUUCAACAAAUAUCUGUUGCUGGUAGUCCUGAAGAUGUUAUGGAAGCUGGUUCAGUACCAUUUGUUAAAUCAAGAAAUUAUGAAAAUAUAUAUCAUUCAAAAUUUACAAAAAUAUCAAAAUUACAUUCAAGAAAUAAAACACCAUAUAAUAAUAUUAAUAAAAUAAAAUAUAAUAAUAUAUCAUAUGAUAUUAAAGAAACACCAUUAUCACGUAAUUUAGCAAAUUUAAAAAUUAAUCAAGAUAAAAAAUAUGAAAAUAUUAAUAAUACAAUACAACAAGAAACAAAUACAGUUGCUGAUAUAUUAAUAAAAGAUAUUGAAGAAAGAAAACUUGUACAAAAUUCAAAAGAUAAUAAUAAUAUUAAUAGAAAUAAUAGGAAUAAUAAUAAUGAUAAUUAUGAAGAUGCUAUGAAUGAAUCACAUAUUUAUGAAUCAAUAUUAGAUAAUAAUGAUAAUAAUAUAAAUAAUAAUGAUGAUAGUAAUCAUAAUGAUAGUACAAUAUCAUCAGCUAGUCAAUUACUUGAAGAUCCAUCACCAAUGUCAUGGAUACAAAAUUCACCAAUAAAUGAUUGUGAUGGUAAAUUUACAUUAAGACGACAACGUGGUAUUAGAAGAAAACGUCAACAAAAAAAUAAUGAUAAUAAUAAUUUAUCAACAAAUAAAAAGCCUAAAAUACAAAAAAAUAAUAUUAUUAGUCCAGAAAGUUGUAGAAAAAUAUUAGAAACUGGCUUACCAAUAUUUGAUGAUUAUAAUAAAAAAUUAAAUAAUAAUUAUAAUGAUAUUGAUGAUUUAACAUUUGGUGAAAAAAAUUCAUACAAAAUAACAUCAUCAUUUAAUAGUCAUAGUAAAGAUGAAAUAACAAAAAUUAAUAUGUGGGAUCUUGAUAGUCCAAAAUCAUCAUUAAUUGAUGAUUAUCAAAAUUCAAAAAAUUCAUUUUUACAAUCAGUUAUUGAAACACCAGAAGCACCACUUAUUGCAACUGUACGUAGAUGUUUAAAAUAUAGUCCUGAAUGUGAUAAUGUUAAUAAAUUACAAACAAGAGGUUCUAUUGAAAUUGAAUACAAUGCUGUUAGUGAUUAUAUUCAUAUUAGAGUUAUACGUUGCAAGGAUCUCAGAAGAACAUACGAGGGUCCAAUUCAUGCAUAUGUUAAAGUUAGCUUGAAAAAUCAUUUUGGUGAGGGUGUUGUUAAACGUACUGCUGUUCAUCGUGCCACACCAAAUCCAGUAUUUCAUGAAACACUAAUAUUACCUUGUCCAAGUAAUAACAGUUGUACGAAUAGGCCAACGUCCCUUGAUAUUGCUGUUUGGCAUCGUGAUAGAAGAGCAAGACGCAGUGAGCUGCUGGGCUGUAUGACCCUACCCCUUCCACUGGCACAGGACAAGGAAGCAACAUGGCAUCCACUGGAAGUUGGUUCAUGCCGAAAUACAAGUACACCUUAUACAGGUUUAAUCCAAGAAUGUGCAGUGUCACCUCCACUGUCAAAGGACGGGGAUCAAAUAGACAACAACAAUGCAAAUCCAGAUGAUCUUACAUAUUUACGACAUUUAGAAUUGGAGCAAAUAGAUCCACUGACUGGUCAACCAUUGCAUCCUGGAUUUACAGCAAAAGGUGGAAGAACACCAUGUACAAUAACUAAAAAAUUAUUACGUCAAUGUGGACCUAAUCAGAUACCAUGGGGUUUUUCUCUGUCAUGGGGUCGACCACCACGAGUAGAAAGAGUAGAUCCAAAUAGUCCAGCUGACCGUGCUGGUUUACGUCCUGGUGAUCAUGUUGUAUUUGUUAAUACAACAAAUGUUGUAAUACUUGCACGCGAAAAUAUACUUGGCCUAAUUCAAGCAGCAACAAAUCAACUUGUACUUGAAGUUUAUAGAAAAACAACAAUUAAUAAUAAAAAUAAACAACGUACUAGUAUUGGAAAUAUAACAUUAAAUCAACCAACAUUAGAUUAUUCAAAUGGACAUCAUCAAGGAGUCACCUUUACCACCGAGAUAUUUAAAAAUGUUACACCUGAUGCAACACCAGAAGAAGAACUUGUAUCACGUGAAACACGUUAUAAUGGAAUUUUAAAAAGUGGAUUUUUACGUUUUUACACACCAUUAAGUGAACGAAGAGACAUUAUAUCACUCACUGAUUAUUCAAUAAUAUUUCAAAAUAUUGAUGAAUUAUUAAAAUUAUCAGAUGAAAUACGUGAUAGUGGUGGUAGUAUUGAAAUAUAUUUAAAUUUAAUACCAAAAAUAAUAGCAUUAUAUAGAAGAUAUUUAAGUGGUCUUCAACGUGCUUGUUGUUUAUUGGUAUCAUUAAAACGUAAUGCUGCAUUUGUUAAAAUUAUAACUGAAACAACUCAAAAAAGACGUCCUGAAUUAACGGAUAUACUUCUUGCUCCACUUGAGCAUUACAGAGAAAUGACAAGAAUCAUUGGUCUUAUAACACCAAGAAAUUGUCAGAAGGCUCGUGAUCUUCUUCAGGGUUACAGAGAAGCAACAGCAAAUGCAAAUUUAAUGGAACCACCAAGAGAUUCUGGAAGACCAUUAUUGAGUUUACAAGAAAUUGAUUCAAGAUUAGUAUUUGCCAAAUGUAAUCCAUUUACACUUGGUAUACCAGAAAGAAAAUGGAUUUUUGGUGGAGCAUUGACAAAAGUUGAGGGUCGACGUCUACAAUCAUCUUGGGCUCUUCUGUUAACGGAUCUUCUUGUAUUUGCUCGUUUUUCACGUGAUAGAGUAUUAUUUAUUACUGAAGAACCUCUACAUUUAUCAAAUAUUGCUGAGGCAUGUUUUACUGUAAGAAAAAGACCAACUGAAUUUCGUUUACAAAUUGCAAUAACAACAAAUGGAGCACAACAAAAUAGUGGUGUUAAUGUUAGUCAUUCUGGUGGUUGUAGUCCUCAUGGAAAAUUAAAAAGACGUCUUCUUAUAUUUCGUGCACCAACAGCUGAAAUUAAAGCUGUAUGGCAUUGUCUACUUCAACGACAAAUAAUCUAUGUGAAUACAGGCUGUGGGGGAAUACCAAAUAUUGACUACAGUCCAGAGGAAUGUCAACAAAGCACAAAUAAUAUUUUAAAUAUCUGUGAUUCAUCAAUAAAUCCUCAGCCAAUAGCACAAACAAUAACAACGCACGAUAAAGAUAAAAAUAUAGAAAAUAAUAAUAUAUUAAUAAAAACAUCACCAGUAACAAGUCCAAUACAAGAAAUAAAUCAUCUUGCUCAAUGGGUAAGAAAUUCACAACAUGCACCACCACCAGAUAAUGAACAAUCACUUGAAGAAUGGACACCUGAAGAAUUAGCAGCACGUGCACCACGUGAUACACCAGUUGAUGUUGAAAUACAUGAAUGUAAUAAUGAAGAAAUAAAUUGUCCAAAUAAUUCUGAUAUUGAACGUCAAAGUAGUACAUCAAGUGCAAGUUUAAGUACAAUUAAAUCAAAUAAUCCAGUUAAAAAUGGUUCUCUAUUUGGAGGAAAAGAUACAACAAAAGGAUCAAUUAAUAUGUGCCGAAGGUGCCACAGAUCUGGAUGUCCAGCACCACCAACAAGAGAUCCAUUUUCACCUUUACCACAAAAAAUAACAACACCAGAUUUAUGUGCAAAUCAUAGAUUAAUGAGAAAUAAUUCAAAUGAUAGCCCAAGUAAAAAAAGUGCCAAGAGUACAUCAGCUGAUAAUAAUACUGAAGAUGGAAGUGAGGAUGAUUUAGAUUGUGAUGAAGAACCACCAUACAGAACAUUGAGAAGAUUUGGUACAUUAAGUAGUCUAGAUCAAGAUGAUGAUGAACAAAUUGAAGAGGAUAAUCAUGAUAUUGAAUCACCACCAUCAGGAACAUUAAGAUCAUGGGCUGGAAGAGCAAGUAGUUUUGUCGUCAGUAAAAUGGUUCUACUUGAACAACUUGCAUUACUUCAUUCACCAUCAGCAUCACCACAAUUACCAAAAGAAAGAAAUGAAUUUUCAAUACUUGAACAAAAUGAUGAAGAUGGUACUGUAUCAGGUGGUACAUCUGCUGAUGAUAUUUGGGGUACACCAACAUCUGGUGGUCCUGAUGAUGAUAGUUUUAAUAGUCCACCAUCAACAAAUGGAAAUACAACUGGUGACAAUUAUGGUUUAUCAAUAAAUCAAGAUGAUGAAGCUGAUGAUAGUUUUGAUUCUGAAGAUUUACCGGAAAUAACAAUGGAUCAAUUAAUGGGAAAUUCAAGUAUGUCAUCACUUCAUUGUUUUUUAAGUCGUAAAAGAUUAGAGCCACUACCUGAAGAAGAUGAUACAUCUGGUAAUAGUAAAAAUCAAGUUGGAUGGUGGUGACAGAGGUUACAGCCCAUUGCCUCUAAUAAAAUUAACGAGGAGGGCCAAAGACGUGAUGAAAAAUUUGAAAAAUUAUCACAUGAUGAUGAAUUAUUUCGUAUGAAAAUGCUGGAAAUACACAGAAAACUAUCAGAUGUUGAUGAUGAUGAUAUAGAAAAAUCAAUUAAAUCAAUUAAUGAUAAAAAUAUAUUAUUAAAUAAUAAUAAUGAUAAUAAAUUAUUGGAUUCACAAUUAAAAACAACAUUUAUUGGUAAUUCACGUGAUGAAAAUCAAUUGAGUAUUAGAAUGCUUGAACGUAGACGUUUAAGAAAAAUGGAUCUUGAUGUUGAAAGACGACGACAUUUAGAAGAGCUAAGAAAAAGAGCUGAAAGAAUUGAUGAAGUAUCUGAAGAAGAUCAAGAUGAUACAGAGACUGAAAGUCCACAAGAAAAUACAUUUCUUAAAAAUUUAUGGACACGUAGAAGAGGCAUUAAAAUAUUGAGUUUAUUAAGUCAUAAAAAAACAAAUGAUGCUAAAUCAAAUGAAUUGAUGAAAAUUUAUGUGCCUGAUAAAUGUGGUAAAGGAAAAAAUACGAUUUCCAUUGAUAAUUCAACGAGAAAUAAAAAAUUUUGGAAAAUACGUACACGUCGUAGUUCAAGUUCAUCUGAUGAAAAUUAAAAAUU
Messenger RNA from Aphidius gifuensis, 6552 nucleotides. RefSeq lists its product as uncharacterized. Gene Ontology annotation, biological process: signal transduction. Gene Ontology annotation, cellular component: nucleus; plasma membrane. Lineage: Eukaryota; Metazoa; Arthropoda; Insecta; Hymenoptera; Braconidae. The coding region runs from base 1001 to 5890 and encodes 1629 amino acids. The record is from RefSeq and is a predicted model, not a curated record. The transcript has 20 exons. Gene Ontology annotation, molecular function: guanyl-nucleotide exchange factor activity; protein binding.